CAUCAUCCCUAUGCCCGCUUCAGAGGCCUUUUUCCUCUCUGCCUUUAGCACACCGUCCCCCUUCUGCCCUCCAGGCUCCUUGUCCCUGUCCUCUUCUGCUUGCUCGCUGUCUGCUCCCUGACUGCUUGCGCUCGGCGUGGCUCCCUUUGCUGCCUAGGUGCGCACCCGCAGCCCGGCGCUCCGCGGGAGCAGAACUGGCAGAAUACUGGGAACUUCAGCGCUGCGCGGGGCUCCGAGGGCCGACACCGCGUGGGGCUGGGACAGGUGGCUGCACUCGCCCUCGGGGCCUCACUCUUGCCGGCGUCGGCACCGCCGCGAUGGGCUGCUCCAGCAGCGCCUUCAACAAGGCCGGCGACAGCAGCAGGCUCCGCAGCGAAGAAAGUGAGUCCUGCUUUGCCCAACCCAAACCAUGUACACUGGGAAGAGAAUCUACUGUUAAUGGCAAGAUACAAAAGGAAAGAAUUCCUCCAUUAGAGAAGCUCAAGAUUUCAGUGGUGUCUACAGCUAAUGGUGUUAAAUCCCUCCAUGAACAGCCGCUGGCAAAGGAUGCUGCAGACCCUCCAGGAUCCAUGGAGAAGACUCAGCCUCUAGAAGGACUCAAGGAGUCUGGACCACCUGAGCCAGGUGGCAAAGAUGAUACUCCAGGAGCAGAAGAAAAGAAGAAAGAUGUGGAAGCAGCAACAGAGGAUCAGCCUUUAGGAGGAAAUACAGAGACUGAACCUUUAGGAACAGAAGCCAAACAUCAGCCUUUGAGGACAGCAGGAGAGAGGGACUCUCCUGGAGUAGUGGGAGGUACUAAGUACCCACAAACUGGCCGAGACAUGAAACCUUUAGGAAUAGCUGAAAAUAUUCCACCACGGGAAUCAGGUAGAAAGCCACAACCUCAAGAAGCAAUGGGAAAGAAUGAACAACCCCAACUCCCAGAAACUGUUCCCAAGGAGACUGAAUCUCCAGAAAUAUUGGAAGGAAGUCAGCUUGUGGAAACAGCGAAAGAGCAGCAACUUCAAGAAACACAGGGAAGAGAUGAGCAGCCCCAACUUCUAGAAACAAUUCCCAAAGAAAAUGGAUCUCCAAAAAUCUUGGAAGGAAGUCAGCUUGUGGAAACAACUCCCGAAGGUCCAGGAAACAUGGAGCAGGUUCCACGUGAAGGAACAGUUGGUAGCAUGGAGCAUCCAGCAGGAAUUCUAGAAAUAGGGACAAAUGUGGAAAUGGUCAGGAAAACUCAUAGUAACAAAGAGGACCAAAAAACUGAAGGUAAGACAGGAGAAACAAUUGAAACAGAGAUGGAGAAUGAGAAAGUUAGUGAAGGAGCUGAAACAAAAGAAGAAACAGGAGAAGCUGUGGAUCUUUUGGCAGCCACAUAGAUAGGUAUGGUGAUAGAAGGGUGAACAGACACAGCGUGUUAUAAUAGAAAAGACAGA
Rhinolophus ferrumequinum (greater horseshoe bat) is the source of this 1421-nucleotide messenger RNA. RefSeq names its product glutamate rich 5 (gene ERICH5). The record is from RefSeq and is a predicted model, not a curated record. The coding region runs from base 318 to 1364 and encodes 348 amino acids. Lineage: Eukaryota; Metazoa; Chordata; Mammalia; Chiroptera; Rhinolophidae. The transcript has 3 exons.